GUGCUCAAGGCCGACAAGAAGGCCAUUUUCACCGCCGCCAGCCAAGCGGCCAAGGCCACCGACUUCCUCGGUGGCCUGCAACCCGCCGACAUCACCGAGGAGAUUUUCGGCGUGCUUGCCAAUCUAAAACUCAAGAACAACGUAACCGAGAUUCGACGUUUUGAGGCUCGAAUCUACAACGCCAAAGUCCGCUCUCUCGUUGAUGCGGGGGAUAUCAACGACACCGGCUUCGACGACGGGUGGGCGGACAGUCGCCUUAUUGAGGUUCGUGCGCGGUCGCUGGACGACGCAUUGCGCUUGUUCCAGCGGGAUUAUCCAAGCCGCUGCGGUUUCAAGAUCACCGCGAUUGUU
Symbiodinium sp. CCMP2456 is the source of this 351-nucleotide messenger RNA. NCBI's taxonomy places the organism in Eukaryota, Dinophyceae, Suessiales, Symbiodiniaceae. The record is from the annotation of a GenBank genome assembly.